AUGGAAGACGCCCAAAACGCCCUGGGGAUGAUGAUAUACCAGAUACUGAACAAUCAAGUGCGAAAAACGUGCUUCGAGAAAUGCUUUGGUCAGAAAUUUUCCGAGCAAAUGGGGAAGAAUGAGCAGAUCUGUUUGGCCAAAUGCAUGGACCGAAUGUGA
This is a messenger RNA of Plasmodium vivax (malaria parasite P. vivax), 159 nucleotides long. RefSeq lists its product as hypothetical. NCBI's taxonomy places the organism in Eukaryota, Apicomplexa, Aconoidasida, Haemosporida, Plasmodiidae. The record is from RefSeq and is a predicted model, not a curated record. The transcript has 2 exons. The coding region runs from base 1 to 159 and encodes 52 amino acids.